UCAAGCUACUUCUACGUUCUUGGCUGGGUAGUGGGUUUGCGCGGGCCGAUAUGCACACAGCACAACUCCACAAUUUCAGACUCUCGCACGCGGCGCCAGCCGACACAGCAUUCGACUCUGCUGCGUUUCUUUACGCCACGACGUAAACUCGUGUGUAUGUUCUUUCCACCGAACAAUUUGAUUGUGAUUCUUUUUGCAUAGAAAUUGUGUCAAAGUUGAGUGGCACCAGCUACCGAUCGCAGAGCAUUUUUUCUCUGCAACGGCAUCAAGAUGCCAGCGAAUUUCGAGACUACCAACUGGGCCGACGAGGUCGAAGACGACGGAGUGCCAAACUUACCCCCGCCCACCACCAAGUACGAGAAUGAUUUCAAGAUCCUCACCGAGUACAAGCUCAACGACGACGACAAGCAGGUAAAGGUCGUGCGCACGUACAAGAUCGAGAAGCGCAUCGUCUCCAAGACGGUGGCACUGCGCAAAGCCUGGGCCAAGUUCGGCGACUCCGAGAACGACGCGGCGGGCCCGAGCCCGGCCACCACCAUCAUCGCCGAGGAUGUCUUCAUGCAGUACCUCUCGAGCAAGGAGGAGGACAACAAGAGCGACGAGAACGCCCUCGACAAGCUCAAGAGCAUGGCCGAGAAGUCCGUCAUGAAGUGCCGCAGCUGCAACGGCAACCAUUGGACCUCCAAGUGUCCCUUCAAGGACACUCUGCUCGGUGGACCUAACAAUGUUAUGGACGACAAGAAGCCUUCGAAUCCAGCUGUUGGUCCAGGUGGUGCUGCUGAGAUGAGCAAACCCACUGGAAGCAGAUACGUGCCACCAUCCAUGAGAGAUGGCGGCAACAAGAAGGGAGAUUCCAUGUACGGACAGAGACGAGACGAUACAGCUGCCAUCAGAAUUUCCAACUUGUCAGAGAGCACUACUGACUACGAUUUGGAGGAAUUGGUAAAACCUUUCGGUGCCAUUCAGAAGAUUUACUUGGCAAAGGAAAGUACGACAAAUGCCUGCAAAGGUUUUGCAUACGUUCAUUACAAAUCGCGCUCCGAUGCAGCCAGAGCUAUUCAACAUCUCAAUGGCCAUGGUUAUGAUCACUUGAUUCUCAGUGUCGACUGGUCGAAGCCUCCAGCCCACAGUAAUUCCUAAGGUGGAAUAGUAAAAAUUUUGAAACUCUAGAUUAGUUUAUUAGUAUGUAAUUGGCUGAUUUGUACAACUAUCUCUUUUUGAGUGUAACAUUUUUAAAUUAUAUUAAAUACAUUUAUCAUUCUAAUUUGAA
Trichogramma pretiosum is the source of this 1270-nucleotide messenger RNA. RefSeq names its product eukaryotic translation initiation factor 3 subunit G-like (gene eIF3g1). The coding region runs from base 271 to 1140 and encodes 289 amino acids. Gene Ontology annotation, molecular function: RNA binding; translation initiation factor activity. The transcript has 3 exons. The record is from RefSeq and is a predicted model, not a curated record. Gene Ontology annotation, cellular component: cytoplasm; eukaryotic translation initiation factor 3 complex. NCBI's taxonomy places the organism in Eukaryota, Metazoa, Arthropoda, Insecta, Hymenoptera, Trichogrammatidae.